This is a messenger RNA of Trichoplax adhaerens, 606 nucleotides long. RefSeq lists its product as uncharacterized. Lineage: Eukaryota; Metazoa; Placozoa; Uniplacotomia; Trichoplacea; Trichoplacidae. The record is from RefSeq and is a predicted model, not a curated record. Bases 1 to 606 code for a protein of 201 amino acids. Gene Ontology annotation, cellular component: Golgi membrane. Gene Ontology annotation, biological process: vesicle-mediated transport; protein secretion. The transcript has 3 exons.
AUGAUCAGCUUGACUGUCAAUGUAAACUACUCCCUUCUAUAUCAAUCUUCUUUCAAGCAAUCGAGACAUUUCUUUAAUCUCAUUAGGCAUCCUGUAGCAGGAUUCUUCCACAUCUUCUUUCGAUGUGCUGCUAUUGCAACUUACUUAUUCUGUGGAUGGUUUAGUAAAAGUUUCAUCGCUAACUUCAUAACCAUAAUAUUAUUAUUGGCCUUUGACUUUUGGACGGUCAAAAACGUUACCGGUAGAUUGUUAGUUGGACUUCGAUGGUGGAAUUAUAUCGACGAUAACGGUAAAAGUCAUUGGAUUUAUGAAUCGAGAAAGAGUCAGAGCGACAAAACAGUUUAUCCGGCUGAAUCACGCUUAUUUUGGUUGGCUUUAAUCAUUUGUCCGGCUGUUUGGAUUGUUUUCUUCAUUGUCGCACUUAUUACCUUCAAGUUUAAGUGGUUGCUUAUUGUCAUAGUUGCCUUAUCCCUAAAUUUUGCCAAUCUUAUUGGCUACGUUAAAUGUAAGAAAGGUGCUCAUUCAAGAUUAACACGUAUGGCUGGAGACUUUUUUACAAAGCAAAUUAUUAGUCGGGUAAGAUUUAAGACCGUUUGUUACAGAUAG